UUACGCCGCCUCUCUCCGACGUGGGCCCAGAGCGCUAACAGUCGUGGCUAAUCAAAGGCACUUGCAUGGAGAGACCGCGCUGGCCUCAGAGGAGCUCGACCCGGUGCUGGCCGUCCGUUUCGCCUGUGCGCUCUCCCUCCCUCCCUUCUGUUCGGAGAAGCUGAGACUCCUGCAAGGCAUUCCACCUCUGGGCUAACACUGGGAACUAAACAUGCACGCGGAAGCUUUGGCCAACUCCGUCCUGGUCUCCUUGCUCCUGAUUCUGCUCUCGGCUGCGGAAGAAAGUUUGUCGCAAUCGUUGAGGACGGGUAGCGGGGCCUGCCAGCUCUCCGGGGAGCUUUCGCAGCGCCGCUGCCGGACCCCGGACGGGCUCGUCUGCAGCGGGACGGGGGAAUGCGACUGCGGGGUCUGCCUCUGCCCCGUCACCGAGCCGGGGAAGUACUACGGCCCGCGGUGCGAAUGCCACGACUGGGUCUGCCCCACGCACGGAGAGAAGACCUGCGGCGGUCACGGCACCUGCGACUGCGGGAAGUGCACCUGUGAGGACACCUGGUUUGGGGACGCCUGCCAGUACCAGAAAGAGUGCACCCUCUCCAAGAGGAAGAGCAAAGAGCUCUGCCGAAAUCCUCAAGGUGUGAUCUGCUCGAACGCAGGUUCCUGUCACUGCGGCAGCUGCAUGUGCCGUGACCCCGACGGCAGAGGCCUCAUCAGCGGGCAGUUCUGCGGUGCAGCGGACAGCGAGUGAUAGGGGGCGGAGGGAGGUACCUGAGGGGGCAACGGAAAGUGUUACUGUGGAAACUGUUACUGCGAGGCCGGUUGGCAUGGCGACAAAUGCGAAUUCCAGUGUGACAUCAGCCCAUGGGAGAGCAAGAAACGGUGCACAUCUCCGGAUGGCAAAAUCUGCAGCAACCGAGGGACCUGCAUCUGCGGGGAGUGCACGUGCCACGACGUGGACCCCUCGGGCGACUGGGGCGACAUUCACGGGGAGACCUGCGAGUGCGACGAGAGGAGCUGUCACUCAACCUACGACCGUUACUCGGACGACUUCUGCUCCGGUCACGGACAGUGCAACUGUGGGAGGUGCGACUGCAGGGAGGGGUGGACAGGCAAGAGGUGCGAGCAUCCGCUGUCCUGCUCCACGUCCCUGGAGGCCAGCGUGAAGCGCUGCCGCGGAACAUCCAGCAUGCCCUGCUUCGGGAGAGGACUGUGUGAGUGUGGUCAGUGUACCUGCCACCCUCCCGGGGACAAACGGGUCCAUGGGAAGAACUGCGAGUGCGACGACAGACAGUGUGAGGACCUGGAGGGACAGAUCUGCGGGGACCACGGGUUCUGCUCGUGCGGCCGCUGCAUCUGUAACGACGGCUGGUUCGGGAGGCUGUGCCAGUUCCCGCGCUCCUGCGACAUGAGCGACGCCCAGAGCAAGAGCCUGUGUGAGACCGAUGACGGCACGGUGUGCUCGGGGAAAGGGUCCUGCCACUGCGGGAAGUGCAUCUGCUCUCCCCAGGAGUGGUACGUUUCCGGAGAGUUCUGCGAAUGCGAUGACAGGGAGUGUGACAAGCACGACGGCCUCAUCUGCACAGGAAAUGGCGUGUGCAACUGCGGCAGCUGUGACUGCUGGGAAGGGUGGAGCGGGAACGCCUGUGAAAUCUGGGUCGGGGCGGAGUACUGAACACCCCCCACCCCCCCACCCCCCCUCCCCACCGGAUGCCUUUAAGACUCCUUAAAAACGAAAAGACUGACCUGUGCUUCGAGACGCUGGACGACACGGAGAAGAAGAGUGACAGAAAGCAGAGGAUGAGGAGGAGGAAGAGGAAGAGGAAGGAACAAGCACUCCCGAAUCUGGAUAUAAUUCUUCAUUCAGAUUUCCGCAUAGCACUUGCAUAACAGCAUUUAUUUUACUGGUUACAAAUUAUCUUUAUUAAAACUAUAUUUGUUGUAUGCAAGUAAAACAGUGGUGAAAGCAAAAGAAGAUCUUUUUUUUUCCUUUGUAGACACAGUACCUUGUAACUCUAUAUGUUUCCAAUACAGCUAUAUGUAUGAAAAAUUGUUUAUAUAGGAAUGCUUACAUAUUCUUGAAAAAGCUACACAUUAGUAAGAUGCAGGUACACAGACAAACUCCAAACAAUGAACAAAAACAAAAAAAAACUAAAUGUUUUAUUGUUAGGAUUAUUUUUUUGAAGUGGUGUAACUGAAUGGAAACACAUUGAAUCUUCAUUUGAAUAUUUGGCCAGCUGUAAUUAUUAUCCAAAGUGCUUCAUGAAAACUGACCAAACGUUAUACUUGGCAGUCAGGUCAGGUGCACAGUAAUUCAUUAGCAUUUUCAAUUUCUUUUUACUGAUAAUAAACCAACUGUGCUGUGGAACACGACCUUUGCAUGGAAAUGGUGCAAAUAAUAAUAAUAAUAAUAAUAAUAAUAAUAAUAAUAAUAAUAAUAAUGUUAUCUUAUAGUGUAAUCAAUUAUAAAAUGCCAAAUGAAUAAUAACUCCUAAGGGCAUAUUUGUAAAGGUGCACACCUUUCAACAAGAAUAAGACUUUUAAUAAUCGUUCAGUCACUGCAAGCAUUUUCCCCAACAGUGAAAACUAGUACAGAGUCCUUUAGGAACAUUAAAUACAUACAGUAUAUGGAGCAUCUCACCAAACGGGCACCGUUUCUGCUUAGUUCGGUGUUGAACUAAUUAUAUUCUUCUGAUGUUCAUGGAGUGGUGGGGGGGGAAAGACACUUAUGAUUUGAUAAUUCUGUGCUGGGGGCGAUUAUUAAUGCUGCUACACGGACGAAGACAGAGGUUUCUGGAGGUGUGGGCUGCACUGUCGCAAGGGCCACAAGAUAAAUCAAUUUGUCCCUCAGGAGGACCCGUAGCUGAGUAUGAACGAACUCAAACAAGAUGGCCGAACGUUUCCGCUUUCGCCUUCCCUGCUUUUUUACUCCCGCUGAAGCCGCUCUGCUAAUCCCAGCCCCUCUAAAGGCCGGUGCAGUAAUAUACUGCACGCUGUAUUGCAUCAAGUCCGUUACUGACAUUACAGUACAACUUUGUAUAAAUAUUUUAUUCAAUAUGUUGUAUCUGUGUAUACAACGGAUAAACACAAACUGUACAGUGCAGACAAACUCUUUGCAUAUAUGUAUGUAAAGUUAGCAGUACAUACCAACAGUUCUUGAUACACAUAUCCCUACUACAUGCAGUUCUUUGAUGCCAUCCUCUUCCCAUGCAACGGAUGAGAGAAAUUAAGCGGGAACAGAAGCACGGGGUUGACAGGUAAUGCUCUUCCGCCAUGAUGUUCCAACGUAUCGGGGAAAGAAACCAAAGAAAGAAACUGCUCGAAGACAAAACAUUCAUCAGAGUAAACACCAAGCACAGAUGACCCGUAUAAAAAAAAAAACACAAACGAAACAACAGAGGAGAAUAAAAACGAUUGAUGACAGAGAGCGAGAGAGAGAGAAAGAAAGAAAGAGAGAGAACAGAGGUGUUUACUUCCACACCAGUCAUAUACAAAAAUAAAUUCAGCCUUCAUUAACCAGUCAACUGGUUUGCAGGGCAAGUUGAGCCCAGCAUGUAGAGUUCACUGUUUAAAACGAUGAAUUUGUUUCAUGAGAAUGCGGGACACCAGCCCUAGUAGAACUUAGAUGUUUAAGGUUUUUCUGUGUAUUGCUGCAUUGUAUAGGAGCAUGUAUGUAGCUUUGUACAGACAAAUAUUUAACUAGCUAAUGUGCUUCAACGUCUCCUAGGAAGAAGUAACAUAAGUUCCAGAAAUGAUAAAUGCUCAAAUUAAUUUCUUAAAAUAUUUGCAAUUUAACAGCUUCGGUCUAUUUUAUAACAUACUUUUUUUAUAUCUGUUAUUUUAUACAACCACUAUGAAAAUUGUAAAAACAAGACCAUUUGAUUAUUAACUAUCACAGAGUAAUAGGACAGAGAUCAUCCUUGAAAAAUGUAAGGAAAAAAAAAACCACAUUCAGAUAUUUCUGAAGAAAGUAAUUAAUGAAAUUAAUUAAAAUAAUUUGCGUCAGGUCGAGCUGACCGUCUACAGUAACAUGCCAAAUGAAUUCAGAAUAGAAAAUCAGCCUAAUACAGUGGCCACAGAAUGUUAUUCUUCUAUAACUUCCUCAUACUUUGAUAUUUUGAUCAUUUAAGUAACAUCAUGCAUGUGAAUGGUUAUAGAAUUCUACUGGACACACACCUAUGCUUUGGUUUCAAAAGACUUGGAGAUGGGAGGCCAAAAUAUCAAAUUCUCUGUUUUUAAGAGACGUUAAAACCGCAGUGAAAUGGACUUGAAAUAUUUACUAUUGGCAAUGUCAAUUGUUUUUUUUGUUUUUUUGUUUGGUUAAAAGUUGAGUUGAGGACAGAAAUAAAAAGUUCAAGAUUAUUUAAA
Messenger RNA from Anguilla rostrata (American eel), 4362 nucleotides. RefSeq names its product integrin, beta-like 1 (gene itgbl1). The record is from RefSeq and is a predicted model, not a curated record. Gene Ontology annotation, cellular component: cell surface; integrin complex; focal adhesion. Gene Ontology annotation, biological process: integrin-mediated signaling pathway; cell migration; cell adhesion mediated by integrin. Lineage: Eukaryota; Metazoa; Chordata; Actinopteri; Anguilliformes; Anguillidae. Gene Ontology annotation, molecular function: integrin binding. The transcript is spliced from 11 exons.